AUUAAGGAGUCUCAUCAGCCACGGAGCCAUAUUCAGCGCCCGUCCGCUUAAAGAUGGCUAUGCGUCCACCUACGUCGUCGUCGUUCCGGUGGCAGAAGCCCCGGCCGCUGCACCGCCGCCUGCCGCCGCUCCUCCUCCUCCUCGUCUCCGCCGCCUCCUUUCUCCUCGCUCUCGCCUUCGCCCGUGCGGCCGCCGCCGGCUUCCUCCGCCACGCCAAUUCCUUCGGCCGACGGUGCUACCCGGAGGGGUAUGUAGGCGAGGAGGCCGAGGCUGCGGCGGCGCAGCAGCAGCGGAGGCGGCCGCGCAUCGCGAUGGUGAGCUUCUCCGACGAGGCGGAGGGCGGCGGGCGGCUCCGGUCGUUCCGCGGGGUGGGGGAGGCGGUGGCGGGGAACAAGCGGUCGUACGCCGGUGGGAUGGGGUACCGGUACGUGGACGCCAGGAAGCUGGUGGAUCCUGGCCGCCCGCCUAGCUGGAGCAAGAUCCUGGCCGUCCAAUCGCUGCUUCCGCGCUACGACUGGGUCUUCUGGAACGACGCCGACACGAUGGUGAUGAACCCUUCGAUAUCUCUUGAGAGUAUUCUUCAUGCUGCUAUUGGGCACAUGGAUUUUGACAAGGCUCCUGACCUAGUGGUCACUGAGGAUGCCAAUGGGGUCAAUGCAGGAGUCUUCUUUGUGAGACGAUCAAAGUGGAGCAAGAGAUUCUUGCAGAUAUGGUGGAACGAAACCUCCUUCAUUCAAUUUGGAUCCACAAAGAGCGGCGACAACGACGCCCUCAAGCAUCUCAUCUACGGCCUAUCCGAAGAAGAGUUGCAAGCCCAUGUGGCCAUAUCGCCCAUGCAAUGCCUCUUCAAUUCAUAUCCUUGGAUUCCCACUCUUAAAUCCGUGCUGCGUCUGCUCGCCUCUCCUAAAGCUACUUGGAACGGAGUCUACUCUGAUGGUGAUUUCUUGCUGCACCUUGCUGGCGUUGAUGACAAGAGAAAAUGGGUGGCCAACUUGAUAGAGGACAUGCACGCUGUUUAGCCGAUGAAAGAAAAAUAGUUAAUGUAAUUAACAUUACUUUACUUGUGUAUUAGGAAAUAUUUAUUUUGAAGUGAAUAAUAAUGAUAAUAAUAGAAAUAA
This is a messenger RNA of Zingiber officinale, 1118 nucleotides long. RefSeq names its product probable alpha-1,6-mannosyltransferase MNN10. Gene Ontology annotation, cellular component: Golgi membrane. Bases 54 to 1019 code for a protein of 321 amino acids. Gene Ontology annotation, biological process: protein N-linked glycosylation. Gene Ontology annotation, molecular function: glycosyltransferase activity. The transcript has 5 exons. NCBI's taxonomy places the organism in Eukaryota, Viridiplantae, Streptophyta, Magnoliopsida, Zingiberales, Zingiberaceae. The record is from RefSeq and is a predicted model, not a curated record.